Molecule: messenger RNA, 472 nt
Organism: Funneliformis caledonium
Lineage: Eukaryota; Fungi; Glomeromycota; Glomeromycetes; Glomerales; Glomeraceae
Source: the annotation of a GenBank genome assembly
CUAAUUCUCAAAGCUUAAAAGCAAGUAUUCAAGAAAUUAUUAUGAAAAACAAGCAUCAAUAUACAACAAAAUUUGUUAAUAUGGCUACAAAAGUAUCACAAAUUGGUCAAAUGUCAUUUCGAAAUACUGCUCAAGCUAUACAACUGGUCUUUGGUUUUUUAACUGGAGAAGACUCAUUGAAAAUUUCAUCUCGAUCUAUUAUUCGAUGGAAUAAGGAAAUUAGUGAAAUUCAUGUAAAUCAAAUCUUUAAUCAAGAUAUUCUUUCAGAAUUUUUUACAUUUGGAAUAAUGCUAGAUGAGUCAACACGAGGUCAACAUAAAAUAUUUGUACUAUGUGUUAUAUUCUGGAACUCAAGAAUUAAUAAACCAGACUUUCAAGUAUUGGAGAUGAGAGAUUUAGCGACUUGUACAGGAAAAUCCAUUGCUCAAGCAAUAUAUGAUAUUUUUGAUCAUUUUAAAAUAAAUCCACAACA